This is a messenger RNA of Naegleria gruberi, 477 nucleotides long. RefSeq lists its product as uncharacterized. The record is from RefSeq and is a predicted model, not a curated record. The transcript has a single exon. Bases 1 to 477 code for a protein of 158 amino acids. NCBI's taxonomy places the organism in Eukaryota, Heterolobosea, Eutetramitea, Acrasida, Naegleriidae. Gene Ontology annotation, cellular component: mitochondrion.
AUGCGUUUGGGUUCCGUCUGUUCAUUGGUUGCCAGAAAACCAUCCCAACAACAACUUUCAUCAGCAACAUCUAGAGUUGUUUUGCAAUGCAAGCAAAAUCAAUAUAAAUUCUUGAUGAAUCAAACUUUCAAUAAUACAACAAUUAAACGUUCAUAUAGCGAAGCCGCUGAAGAAGAGGAAGAUGAUGAAACUAAACUCAGAAGACAACUCGCUAACCUUCCAAAACCUCUCCUAGACCCACUUAUCGUUCCGAGAAGAAGAAGAGGAAUAACUGUGGAAUCAUUUUUAAAGAAUAUCGGUAAAGGAUGCGAAGAACAUGUAGAUAAAUUUACUUCAUGGGAAGAUUUGUUCACCUCCAAGUCUCUCAAAUUGAAGGUUAAGGAAAUACCAGUUGCCCAACGUCGUUGGAUUUUGAAAUGGUUGGAAAGAUAUAGAAAGGGCGAAGUUCCAGGAUAUCCACAAACCUACUUGCAUUAA